GAAAGAAACUCUAUAAGUGUAAAGAAUGCGGGAAAGCCUUCACUAGAAACUCAGUUCUUACUUAUCAUCUGAGAAUUCACACUGGAGAGAAGCCCUACAAGUGUGACGUAUGUGGCAAGGCCUUUUUUAUGCACUCCAUACUUAAUAAGCACCAGAAAAUUCACAUCAGAGGGAAACCCUACAAAUGUGGUGUGUGUGGCAAGGCCUUUUCUAUGCCUUCCACACUUACUAACCACCAGAAAAUUCACACCGGAGAGAAACCCUACAAGUGUUCUAUAUGUGACAAGGCCUUUUCUAUGCCUUCCACACUUACUAACCACCAGAAAAUUCACACCGGAGAGAAACCCUAUGAGUGUGAAGUAUGUGGCAAAAAGUUUUCCAGUCGUGCAGACUUUACAAAACACCAAAGAGUUCAUACUGGAGCGAAACCAUACAAGUGUGAAGAAUGUAAAAAACCCUUUAGUAAUCUUUCAGCCCUUAGUAGACAUAAAGUUGUUCAUACUGGAGAGAAACGCUUUACCUGUGAACAGUGUGGCAAAGCCUACAGUAGGAGUCACCACCUUAGGCGGCACCAGAAAGCUCACACCGGACAGAAAUCCUACAAAUGCAAAGAAUGUGGCAAAAUGUUUUACUAUGCUUCAGACCUUAAAAGACAUCACAGAAUUCAUUCUGAAGAGAGACCCUAUGAGUGUAAGGAAUGUGGCAAAGCCUUUCCCAGUCCUUCCGACGUUACUCAGCAUGCAAGAACCCAUAAGAGAAUCAAGCAGUACACCUGUGAAGUGUGCGGAAAUGGUGUCAUUCAGUGACGUGGCCAUUGAUUUCUCUGCAGAGGAAUGACUGGGCCCUGAUCAGUGGAAUUUGUACUGGGUUGUGAUGUUGGAAAGAGUUUCAACAACUUUGUG
Myodes glareolus (Bank vole) is the source of this 902-nucleotide messenger RNA. The record is from RefSeq and is a predicted model, not a curated record. NCBI's taxonomy places the organism in Eukaryota, Metazoa, Chordata, Mammalia, Rodentia, Cricetidae.